Eucalyptus grandis is the source of this 1442-nucleotide messenger RNA. RefSeq names its product probable LRR receptor-like serine/threonine-protein kinase At3g47570. NCBI's taxonomy places the organism in Eukaryota, Viridiplantae, Streptophyta, Magnoliopsida, Myrtales, Myrtaceae. Gene Ontology annotation, molecular function: ATP binding; protein kinase activity. The record is from RefSeq and is a predicted model, not a curated record. The coding region runs from base 1 to 1299 and encodes 432 amino acids. Gene Ontology annotation, biological process: protein phosphorylation. The transcript is spliced from 2 exons.
AUGCUACCAUGUGAAGGAGUCUUUAAGAAUGCUACAGGUACUUCUGUUAUUGGGAACAAUGAGCUUUGCGGUGGAUUGCUAGAAUUUCACCUCCCCAUAUGCAUCUCCAAAAGCUUCGAGAGUAGAAAGAUCCAUAUGGUGAUAUUGUUCACUUCUGUCAUAUCCGGAGUUCUUGGGCUAGCUCUAAUUCUAGCUUUUAUAUAUCUUUGUUGGUUGAAGAAGAAAGUAAAGGAACAAAUUUCAAGUUCAACGGAUGAUUUACAUCCGAACAUAUCUUAUGGAACACUUUUAAAAGCCACCGAUGGUUUUUCGCCAACAAAUUUGAUUGGUGUUGGAAGCUUUGGUUCUGUUUACAAGGGGAUACUUGAGGAAAAUCAAACUGCUAUUGCGGUGAAGGUGAUUCAUUUAGCCCAUCAUGGUGCUCUAAAGAGCUUCAUAGUCGAGUGCGAUGCAUCAAAAAACAUAAAACAUCGAAAUCUUUUGAAGAUAUUGACAGUUUGCUCAAGUAGUGAUUACCAAGGAAGUGAUUUUAAGGCCUUGGUUUAUGAAUUCAUGGAUAAUGGGAGCCUGGAAAGGUGGCUACACCCCAACAUAUCACCAUCAAAUGGGAAUGAGCUUCCGAAAAGGUUGAAUUUUAUUCAAAGGAUAAAUAUUGUUAUUGAUGUUGCUUUUGUACUGGAUUAUCUUCAUCAACAGUGCCAUAUCCCCAUUGUUCAUUGUGAUCUGAAGCCAAGCAAUAUCCUUCUAGAUGCUGAGAUGGUCGCACAUGUUGGCGACUUUGGGUUAGCAAAAUUCCUUGUUGGAUCAUCUCUUGAUUCUGUAGCCAAUCAAAUGAGCUCAGUGGGUUUAAGAGGGACAAUUGGCUAUGUUCCACUAGAAUAUGCAAGGGGAUGCGAAGUUUCAAGAGAAGGUGAUGUGUAUAGUUACGGCAUUCUCUUAUUGGAGAUGUUCACAGGGUUGAGUCCCACCGACGACACCUUUAGAGAUGAUUUGACUCUUCAUAGUUUUGUCACAAAAGCUUUACCUGAAAAAGUGCUCGAAAUUACGGACAGCAUCCUACUUCAAGAAAGGGAGAGCCAUUUAGGCCCAUAUAAUCCUCCACAUUGGCUUUCCAAAAGUGAUGACAUAAUUCAAGAGUGUUUGCUUAUGGUGUAUAAUAUCGGAGUUGCUUGUUCCUACGAAGUGCCUGGAAGACGGAUGAGCAUAAGUGGAGUUGCAAAUAAGCUACAUCAAAUUAGGGAGAAACUCUUUGCCUUGGGUUUACAUGAACAAGGUGCACCACUAACAGCUUAUAUUUAGCCAUUAUACAUUUAGUGUUGAAUACGCAAAUGGAAGUCGACAGGUAAAAUCUAUAACAAAGAACCAAUCAUUCUUUUUACCUUGAGAUGAUAGUUGAUCAUUAUUCCCCUUCUGUAGCUAUACACAUUUAAACUGGCAAAAGG